AUGCCGAAGAAGCACGCGGCGGCCCCCGGCCCCCGCAAACCCCCCGUGAGGGCGCCGGCGGAGGACAGGGACCCUAAUCAUAUAAACGACCAACUAAAGUUUGGUUUUUAUCACGUCUUUGGUGAGCCGUACGGGACUAGGAGCGCAGACUGUACAUGGGAGUUCUCCAGGACUUUUUAUGACUGUUUUAUUGGCUUUAUUUACAAACUGAUCACCUUCUUCACUGCUCCAUGUAUAGCAUCAUGGUGGGGAUGUGAAUUUGCCAUAAUAGCAUUCCAACAUGUCUGGUGCAUUACCCCUUGUUUUAAAUGCGUAGAAAUUGUUUUUUCUUUAUUCACCAGAAUAUUUAGAAGUUGUAUGAGAUGUUGCAUUUAUCCUCCUUGCCGUGCUUUCGGACACAUCUUUAUAUUGUUUAGAAAGGAGGGAAUAAAUGAUGAAGAAGAUGACAAUCCAUUUUACCAUCUCCAAAAAGCGCCUGUAAGGAAAACGAGAAUUAUACAAACUCCGUCUCGUAAGAAUAAAGUGGCUCCUGAAAAAGCUGAGAAACCAAAUCAGGCGAAGAAAAAAGAAGUGGCGGAUCCCAAUGUUAUGCCAGGAGUGGUGGCUAUUUCUGUAGCUAACGAAAUAGAGGAUCCAGAAGAUUAUUUAGGCGAGAAGGCUAAUAUGGUGAACGCAAUUAAGCGACAAAUGCUAAUGUGA
Saccostrea cuccullata (small rock oyster) is the source of this 699-nucleotide messenger RNA. Its product is annotated as caveolin-3-like. Gene Ontology annotation, cellular component: plasma membrane; caveola. Gene Ontology annotation, molecular function: molecular adaptor activity. Gene Ontology annotation, biological process: caveola assembly. The record is from RefSeq and is a predicted model, not a curated record. The transcript is spliced from 2 exons. NCBI's taxonomy places the organism in Eukaryota, Metazoa, Mollusca, Bivalvia, Ostreida, Ostreidae. Bases 1 to 699 code for a protein of 232 amino acids.